This is a messenger RNA of Diplodia corticola, 1296 nucleotides long. RefSeq names its product eukaryotic translation initiation factor 3 subunit e. Gene Ontology annotation, cellular component: eukaryotic translation initiation factor 3 complex; cytoplasm; nucleus. NCBI's taxonomy places the organism in Eukaryota, Fungi, Ascomycota, Dothideomycetes, Botryosphaeriales, Botryosphaeriaceae. The transcript is spliced from 2 exons. Gene Ontology annotation, molecular function: translation initiation factor activity. Gene Ontology annotation, biological process: translational initiation. The record is from RefSeq and is a predicted model, not a curated record. The coding region runs from base 1 to 1296 and encodes 431 amino acids.
AUGGCCGACGCCGAUGUCGCUGAGCAGUAUGACCUGCUCCCCAAGAUGAUCCCCAACCUGGAUCGUCACCUGGUCUUCCCGCUGAUCCAGUUCGUUGCCGGCCCGGAGGAGGAGCAGACCGAGCAGGACAGGAAGCUCAGAUACGAGCUGCUCAAGACCACCAACAUGAUCGACUAUGUCGGCGGCCUGCACGCCGAGAUCAACGGCCUCGACCAGCCCGCCGAAGAGUUCAACAAGAAGCGCGAGGAGGUGCUGCAGAAGCGCGAGCAGUUCGAAGAGGACACGAGCAAGAUCCUGGGUCUCCUGGAGGACGAGGCUGUCGUCGGCAACCUGCGCAGCGACAAGACGGCCAACUUGAACUACCUGAAGGACAACCACGGCGUCACCAAUGACAUGGUUGACAAGCUCCUGGAGUUCGGCCAGUUCCUGUACAGCUGUGGCGACUACGAGCGCUCCUCGGAGCUGCUGUACCGCUUCCGUGUGCUCUCCACCGACGACAAGAAGGUCUCCGAGUGCACCUGGGGCAAGCUGGCCAGCAACAUCCUCUCCACCGACUGGGAGGCCGCCAUGGAGGAGGUCAACAAGGUCAAGGAGAGCAUCGACACCAGGCUGUUCAACAACGCGCUUUCUCAGUUGAACCACCGCACCUGGCUCAUCCAUUGGGCUCUCUUCCCCUUCUUCAACCACGAGCCGGCCCGUGACGCUCUGACGGAGCUUUUCUUCUCCCCCGCUUACAUCAACACCAUCCAGACCAGCUGCCCCUGGAUCCUCCGUUACCUUGCCGCCGCCGUCAUCACCAACCGCAGCCGCAGCAGGACCUCCAACCAGUACCAGAAGCAGCUGAAGGAUCUGAUCCGCAUUGUCAAGCAGGAGGGCUACGAGUAUAGCGACCCGGUGACCGACUUCGUCAGGGCGCUAUACAUCGACUUCGACUUCGAGGAGGCACAGAAGAAGCUGGGCGAGGCUGAGGAGGUUCUCAGGAGAGACUUCUUUUUGGUCGCCACCGCCGACGCCUUCGUGGAUGCUGCCAGGCAUCUCAUUUCCGAGUCUUACUGCAAGAUCCACCAGAGGAUAGACAUCAAGGAUCUUUCCACCCGACUCGGCCUCAGCCAGGACGAGGGUGAGAAGUGGAUUGUUAACCUGAUCCGCGACACACGCGUGGAUGCCAAGAUCGACUACCAGGCGGGCACUGUUGUCAUGAACCACCCGCCGCAGUCGGUGUAUCAGCAGGUGAUCGAGCGCACCAAGGGUGGCUUCUUCCGGACACAGGUCCUCAGUGCGGCGGUGGCAAAAUGA